Podospora pseudopauciseta is the source of this 1331-nucleotide messenger RNA. RefSeq lists its product as uncharacterized. Lineage: Eukaryota; Fungi; Ascomycota; Sordariomycetes; Sordariales; Podosporaceae. The record is from RefSeq and is a predicted model, not a curated record. The coding region runs from base 1 to 1161 and encodes 386 amino acids. The transcript has a single exon.
AUGGCAGCUACCACUCUUCCUGCAUUCAACACGCUCGUUGCUGAGUCUAUCUCGCAACACAGCCAGAUUCCACCUGAGCAAAUCAUCGUCCUCGACAACUCAGACAAAUACUGCCCGGACGGUAUCAAGACCGACCAAUCUCAAGACGAAGAAGGCGAAAGCCUAGCCGCCAUUUUCGGCACCAUGGCCAGUCUCAACAAGGGUGCUCUCCUGGACAAGAACCUCUGCACUGGCAACGGCGGCCACUCCUUCCGCUCCGCUCUCCUGAGCGCAACAGACGAGCUCGCCAACCUCGCCCAAGGCCGCAAAGUCCGUUAUGUCGAGCUCGGCCCAGAGCCAUUCAAAUCAAGCGUCAUCAUCACCCACCUCAUCAGCUCGGGCGUUCAACUCUCCCAGUACGUUGGCAUCGACAUCAACCCCGAGUCCGAACUCACCAUGCGUGCUGCCCUCGAGCCCAUCAUCGGCCCCGAUCGGUUUGCCUACCUCGUGGCCGACUUUUACAAGACCUCGGCCGACGACCUCCCACCUCUCCCCGGCUCUGACAAGGAAGGCGAGACCAUCACAGUCAUGACCAACCUCGGCUUCCAAGAAGGCAACGACCUACCCUCCCGUCUCGGGCCCAUGCUCUCCCGCCUGACGCGUCCAGGCGACCUCUUGCUGUCAGAAAUGCAAGUCUUGCCAUCCUCCGCCCCAUCAUCAGACGCCUCCGACAGCGAAAGCGACAGCGACGUCAGCACCACCAGCAUAACCGACUCCAAGCUAGUCGAGGAAUUCUACCACCAUCCCGAGAUGCUUAAGUUUUCCUCCCUUGUCGGCAAGAAAUUUGAUCGGAACUUUGAUCUCUCCCCCCAAUCAAGUCCCAGCUCCAGCUCGGAGGAUGUUGGUGGUGGUGGGGCAAGCAGCAAUGAUUACGAGUACAUUUUCCGGCUCGUCCCGCUUCAACUCUCAAAUGUGGGAGAGGUGGCUGUUGCGACAACGUUGGUGUCGCUGCCGAUUCCGGGGGGGAAGGGGAAGAAUUAUGUUCUGACGAAUAGCUGCAUCAAGUACACGAGGGAGCAGUUUGCCAGGGCGAGGGAGACGCAGGGGAAGUUUGGAGUCAAGGGGUGGAGGGAGACGGGAGACGGGUCGGUUGUUUUUCAGAUCGCGGAGAGACGUCACUGAUUUUUUUUCUGUGUUUUUUCCUUUCUUCAGAUCCUGUUUGGGAUGGUUGAAUAUCUCGCUGGAAGAGAUGGUUUGGUGUAUAUGCAUCAAAAUCUGUAAUUCGGGGGUAGAUCUAGAAAUGCAGCUCUUUUUUCAUGCCAGUCAGAACUUUACCAUGCCGUGUAAGGUGC